Messenger RNA from Medioppia subpectinata, 569 nucleotides. The record is from the annotation of a GenBank genome assembly. Lineage: Eukaryota; Metazoa; Arthropoda; Arachnida; Sarcoptiformes; Oppiidae.
AUGUGCCAGGGCCGACAUCUGCCCGAUAGACACACCGCGCAAACCCAUAAUGGGUUACCCAUUGCCCUAUCAAUUGAUACCAACACUAACCCAUUGACAAACUUAAGUUCAGUGAAGAUAUUUGUCCGGCAUUUCCAGAGAAGACAAUUCAUCCGCCGAUUUGGUUACGUCCAGAAGACUCACAAUAAAGGACUAUUACCGCGAGUGGUUGGAGAUGUGGCCCCUUUGCGAACGGUUCCCAAUACACGACUUGCCGACGAAUGGCGACCAAAGGCAGCCCUCUUCGGCCAAAACGAUUACAUCGAUAUCUUAGGCGAUGGAAGCGUUCCGGUGACAGAUCUCAUGACAAACACUCCCUAUUGGCUGAAAGGAUUCAAAGGCAACGAAAUGCAAAUGUCUAUCAGAAAGAGAGAGGCCUAUAAGUACUGGAAGUGGUGUCGGCCUAAGAAGUGGAAUGAAUUAAACCUCAGAAUUGGUUUCCUUUACCGGAGACUCAAUUACAAGAAAGCGCCGCCAAAACCAUUAUAUCCAUAAUCUCUCUCUCUCUCUCUCUCUCUCUCUCUCUUUCU